AUGGCUACUCCUGCUGCCAGUUCUGACGAGGGGGAGAUUGUGGAGAACGGAGUUGGAGACUCGAAGGCAACUCCACUGCCUCAGUUUGAAGGAACCGGUGUUGACCGUAUGGACAGAACUCGAGCUAGAUAUUCAAGAUCAAGAUCACCCGAGUAUGUAAACGGCUCGAGAUAUUCUAACGGCUCCUCCCGACGAAGUCGCUCGCCUCGCGGCCAUAAACGCCCUCGCGAUGAUCGCGAUUCUCAUCGUGGUAGCCGUCUAGACGCAGACCCCCGACGAUUUCGCGUCCACUACGAGGACUCUACCGAUAAUCAUCGCCGCUCGCUCUUAUCCUACGAUGACGAAGAUCGCCCCCGUUCACGCUCAUCAACGGCCGGCCUUUACUACGAUGAUAGGGACCGAGACUACGCUGUCCGCAAUAAACCUAGAGAUAGAAGCCGAGACCGUGACCGUCAUCCUAAGAAGCGACCGCGAAAUCGCACCCGUUCUCCACCUCGACCGCCGCGGGGCGAACGACACCGAGGUGGUCGGCCGCGACGCGACGAUGGCAGACAUCAACGCGUUUCCGAUAGAGACGAUGUAGAAAGCGUUAAGUCCAGCCGACAGGGUACUCCUCGACAUUAUCAAGAUCAUUCAAAGUAUUCUGAGCAAUAUGCACCUAUGGGAACUAGAGAUACUGGCAGAGAUGACACUAAACGUGCGCCAGGUAGUUCAGAAGAAACUACUCCUAGGGAUCCACCAGCUCAAUCCAAUGAGCCGGAGAAAAACUACGAAGAGGAAAAGCCUAUUGAUGAAGAUGCGGAAAUAGAACGCCGACGCCGACGUCGCGAAGAAAUGCUCGCCAAAAGACGCGCUGGUACGCCAAUGCUAGUACAAGCUCUUCAAGCUUCAGGAGGAACGGACGUAUCAUCGCCGAGCCAAACACGAGCAAGCACACCUAUGGUCGCCGAAGGAAACACACCCCAGACAUAUACUUCGUCGCCAAACUCACCAGCCCGUGGGCUUCAGGAAGGAAUGUCACCAGCUGCCAUCGAUAUAUCUAAUGAUCAAGAACUUAUCAACACUCAUGGUAAAUUCAAGGGUACUGAUGACGAUGGGCCUUCCGCAGCAGACUACGAUCCAACAGCCGACAUGAGAGAGGAUGAGUUACGAGACGAGCGCCGACAUGGCCAUAUUGGUCCCCAUGGAGAGGUGCUGCCUACUAACCAAAAAUCUGAAAUUGCACCAGUAGAAGAGCCGCAGCGGCCGGAGAAACCCAAAACAGAUGACGAUGAUGAUUUUGAUAUGUUUGCCGAAGAUUUCGACGAAGAGAAAUUUGCUGCACCUAAACCUUCCCAUCUAGAUGCUGUUGAGGACGACCGCAAGGUUCCCGUUACCCUUGUUCAGGCUAACGCUGGCGGUAUUCUCGAGGGCGACGACAAAGACGGAUAUUACAAAAUCCGUAUCGGCGAAAUCAUGGACGGUCGAUACCAAGUUCAGACUACCCUAGGUAAAGGCAUGUUUUCGGGUGUUGCGCGAGCUGUCGAUAUCACAACGAAGAAACUAGUUGCCAUCAAGAUGAUGAGGAAUAACGACGCUCUCAGGAAAGGAGGUUUUACUGAAAUCGCGAUCUUGCAAAAGUUAAACGAAGCUGAUCCUGAGAACCGUAAGCACAUCGUCAAGUUUGAGCGCUAUUUUGAACAUAAGGGCCACCUUUGUUUAGCGUUUGAGAACCUCAGUUUGAACCUGAGAGAGGUCUUGAGGAAGUUCGGUAAUAAUAUUGGCAUUAAUCUAAGUGCGACACGCGCCUAUGCACAUCAGAUAUUUGUCGCCUUAGCUCAUCUUCGCAAAUGCAGUAUCAUCCAUGCCGAUUUAAAACCGGACAAUAUUUUGGUCAAUGAAAAUCGCAAUGUGCUCAAGAUCUGUGAUUUGGGUACGGCUAUUGAUAGAUCGGAUGCUGCAACUGCGAAUAAUGAAAUCACACCGUACCUGGUCAGUCGAUUUUACCGAGCUCCAGAGAUUAUCCUUGGAAUGCCGUACGACUAUGCCGUCGACAUGUGGUCUAUUGGCUGCACAUUGUACGAACUUUACACCGGAAAGAUUCUAUUUACGGGCGAUAGCAACAACCAGAUGCUAAAGGCGAUCAUGGAAAUCCGCGGCAAGUUUAGCACCAAGUUGUACAAGCGUGGUCAGCUAUCUCACAUGCAUUUUGAUGACUUCGGUAACUUCGUUAGCCUUGAAAGAGAUAAGGCACUUGGUAAGACCACAGUACGGACCUUAGCUAUCGUCAAGCCAACCCGUGACCUUCGCACUCGCCUUAUGGCUGCUUCUGGGGGGAUGAACGAUGUGGAGUCUAGGGAUCUAAACCACUUCGUAGAUCUCCUCGAGCGAUGUCUCACUCUCAAUCCCGACAAGCGCAUCACUCCAUCUGAGGCUCUAAAACACCCUUUCUUUACGACUAAGCAGACUGGUCCCCUACGAUAG
Hypoxylon trugodes is the source of this 2463-nucleotide messenger RNA. RefSeq names its product kinase-like protein. Gene Ontology annotation, molecular function: protein serine/threonine kinase activity; ATP binding. Gene Ontology annotation, biological process: peptidyl-serine phosphorylation; peptidyl-threonine phosphorylation; mRNA cis splicing, via spliceosome. NCBI's taxonomy places the organism in Eukaryota, Fungi, Ascomycota, Sordariomycetes, Xylariales, Hypoxylaceae. The transcript is spliced from 4 exons. Bases 1 to 2463 code for a protein of 820 amino acids. The record is from RefSeq and is a predicted model, not a curated record.